Messenger RNA from Salvelinus fontinalis (brook trout), 3076 nucleotides. RefSeq names its product beta-1,3-galactosyltransferase 8 (gene b3galt8). NCBI's taxonomy places the organism in Eukaryota, Metazoa, Chordata, Actinopteri, Salmoniformes, Salmonidae. The transcript has a single exon. Gene Ontology annotation, cellular component: membrane. The coding region runs from base 403 to 1392 and encodes 329 amino acids. The record is from RefSeq and is a predicted model, not a curated record. Gene Ontology annotation, molecular function: N-acetyl-beta-D-glucosaminide beta-(1,3)-galactosyltransferase activity.
UGACAGCUGUAGCGUUGUAACUAACCCGUUUCCUAACCGUAAACUUAUUAACCUAAUCUGCUACAUUAGUUAUCGUAACCUACUAUGUAAACAAACCACCAGUGCUGAAAAAACGUUAGUAUCACCACCACCGGGCAUUCCAGUAUGACCCGUAUGCUGUUUAGUAGUCAGAGCUUUUAAGGAGCUCUGAGUCAGACGGAAACUAUUUUCCUGGUUGCUCUUUGGCCUGGGAGUGGCAACAUGAAAUCGUAGCAAGGAAAUGAUGCAAGCUUGAUGUUGUCGCCACCGUGAAUGCUUUUCUUUUGGUGCUUCGGAAUACAGAAACAGUAACCUAGGAAUUAAUAUGUUUAGGAAUUAAAAUAAAAUACACUCGAGAUACCGAUUGUAUAUGAUUACUUUACAAUGUUUAAAACGUCUUACUGGAGGUUAGUGAAGUUCUUUAUCAUUGCAGGUGUACUCACAUUUGUUGUUAAUAUCUUACUGAACAAAAAAGCUCAGCCAAAGAUGGAUUUAUCAACACCAAUUCUUCUGUCUCGGGAACUUUACAAGGUGAUUUCCCCAGAGACCUACAAAUACGUUCUCAACCAUGUAUCUGUGUGUAAGGAAAGAAGCCCGUUUCUGGUGCUAAUGGUUCCAGUGGCACCCGAUGAUGGGUUGUCCAGGGAUGCUAUCAGAAAGACAUGGGGCAGACCAGGCCUCAUCUCUAAUGUGGAUAUCCUCACUCUGUUCUAUGUGGGCCUGCCCAAGGAGGGACAAAGCUCCCACAUUCAACAGGACCUGGAGAAGGAGAGCAAAGAACACGCUGACAUCAUCCAAAUGGACUUCCUGGACAGCUACCACAACCUGACCAUCAAGUCCAUGAUGAUCAUGGACUGGCUCGCCACCCACUGUCAGGGUGCCUCUUAUGCGAUGAAGGUGGACACAGACAUUUUCGUCAACGUGUUCUACCUGGUCAAUAAGCUGUUAGUUGAAGGUGGCCCUCUCAGGCAUAAGUACAUCACAGGCUCAGUCAUCAGUGACGGCAGGCCUCGUAGGGAUAAGAAGAGUAAGUGGCAUCUGUCUGAGGACAUUUACCCUGAAGACACGUUCCCCCCAUAUGUCUCUGGAGCAGGGUAUGUCUUCUCUAUUGACCUGGCCAACAGGAUUUCAUGGGCAUCCAGGUUUGUGAGACCCAUUCCCCUGGAGGAUGUCUAUGUGGGGUUGUGUCUCAGGGUACUAGGGGUCCGGCCUGUGUACUCUCAAACACUGCUUCCUCCCAGGAACUUGUUUGAGAUCAAACGGUUGAAUUAUGAGACGUGUACUUUUGCCACGCGGGUCAUUGUCACUGGAUUUAAACCACAUGAGCUGCUGGACAUUUGGGGUGACUUUCAGAAAAGCCAUCUCACCUGCUGAUGUCUCAAUUUAGUCUUUCUUAUGCACUAAAAGGAAUAACUAGCCCUCAAAUGAAUGUGUAUGUUUCUUUGUUUUCUCCAGUGGUGGAAAAAGUACCCAAUUGUGCUCCUUGAGUUAAAGUCUAAAAGUAUUUGGUUCUAAAUAUACUUAAGUAUUCAAAGUAAAAGUAUAAAUAUUUUGCAAAUUCCUUAUAUUAAGCAAAGCAGACGGCUCCAUUUUUUUGUUUUUCAAAUUUACAGAUAGCCAUGGGCACACUCCAACACUCAGAUAUAGUUUACAAAUUUUGCAUUUGUGUUUAGUGAGUCAGCCAGAUCAGAGGCAGUAGGGAUGACCGCUUGUUAUCUUGAUAAGUGCGGGAAUUGAACCAUGUUCCUGUCCUGCUAAGCAUUCAAAAUGUAACGAGUACUUUGGGUAUCAGGGAAAAUUCAUGAAGUAAAAAGUACAUUAUUUUCUUUAGGAAUGUAGUGAAGUAAAAGUUGUAAAAAAAAAAAAUAGAAAAGAUACCCCAAAAAACUACUCAAGUAGUACUUAGAAAUAUUUUUACUUAAGUACUUUACACCACUGGUUUUCUCUGAUAUUACAACUAGUGGAGGCAAUGUUCUUUGAUGUCAUACACAAUAUCUUGAACUUGUCUGGUGUUUGUUGGCAAAAUUAUAAGCUAAAAUGAGGUGAAAGGUUUAUUAUCGACCUUUAAUACUAAAGCAGUUGAAAUAAAAUUAGAUGUAAUCAUUCCAAACGUAAGCAAAGAUCUGCAGUUACACUUGAUAAACAGCUGGUGGCAUAGUUCACCCACUAUCCUAUUAUAAUGACGUGGAAGAGAACAGAUCAGCGUCACAGUGCAAUGGCGUGUGGUGUCAUGGCCAGAGUAUCAUUACAAGUCACAUAUGUUAUUUAAUCAUGUCUAUUGAAGUGCCUUCUGAUCAUAGAACAUAUUUAAUCUGUCCAACUACUACCUCAGGAAAUGUAUUCCACAUUAUCUACAAUGCAUUUUUAUCCUCUGCACUGAAUAGUGUCAUUGAACAAGUAGGCCAUACUCCAAAUUCACCUGACUAUCUUUAAUGCAAUGUAAUUUAACUGAGGAAAAUGUAUAUAUUUAUGUCUUUAUUUAGUUAUUUGAUGUUAUAGUAUAGUAAUCCAUAUCAUCAUAACGAAGUGCUUGUUGGCGGUGGCUGUUACAUAAUUGCUUUGGGAAAAUAGUCAAGUUAACAGAGGAAUGAAGAUGUCCUCAGAUGCUGUGUAAUCACAGGGUGGAUGAAUGGUAAAGCUAUGAUAUAAUGAUAGAAUCUCCCUGCAGCAGAAGAGAGAUGUCUUAGUGAGCGGGAUCAAAAAUAGGCGGAUGAUUCAUGAACAUUAGAGCCGGCAGCCCGCUUCUCUCAGCCAGCCUGCAGCAGAUGGUUGUAGGACCAGUCACACUAACCAUAGCACCAUACGACAGUGACAAACAACAAGUUCCAGCCUUUCGUUGUUAUGCUACUUUACCUCUUUUGUAUUUAUUUGGUUCCCACACUUUGGUGCACUCAAGCCUGUAAACAACCUUGUUCCUCUUUACCGGCUCCAAUGUUAUCUUCAUGCAAACUCUGUUUGACAUCACAAUGUUCCUAGAAAUAUAGCUGGUUCAGUUACAGGGACUGUCUAUGUCAACACUGUGUAAAAUUAUAAUAUAUUAAAGACUUAGCUAGAAUAA